Dermacentor andersoni is the source of this 6540-nucleotide messenger RNA. RefSeq lists its product as uncharacterized. Gene Ontology annotation, cellular component: nucleus; cytoplasm. The record is from RefSeq and is a predicted model, not a curated record. Gene Ontology annotation, molecular function: microtubule binding. NCBI's taxonomy places the organism in Eukaryota, Metazoa, Arthropoda, Arachnida, Ixodida, Ixodidae.
GUGUGCGCGCGCCUUUCAGGGGGGCCCGACUCGAGAGCAGUUGGUGGUUGCUCCUCGGCCGAUGCCUGGCCUGCUGCUCGGCUUCUUCGCUUCUCUCAGUCCCUUCCCGCGGCAUCCGUAUCACUCGUGACGCAAAGUUGUGUGCCUCCUUCAAAAGCUGCGCUCAACAUCGCCUCUGCCGUCGCCAUCCUCUUCGUUGCUUGACCUAUCUCUGCUGCUGCGGCUGCCAGAGCGCGAGAGGACACGCGAGACGCCCUUUUGUGAACUCGGCAUCGUUCGCAGCUGUCGCCGCGGUGCUCGCGCGUGCGUGUGUGUGUGUGUACGCGCUGCACUCUUUGUUUGCGGUGAGAGAGCUGUCGUUUCCCCCCACUUCGCCGGCUGCUGCGAGUUACCGGCUGCUGCAGCGAGCCUCUGCCUCGUCGUCGUCUGCGGUUUUCUUUUCGAAGAAGGAGAAAGACGUCGCAGGAUUUCUCGUGCCCGUCUCGCGUGCCGGUGGAUUGCGCGCGCUCUUCUCGCGCCGCUGUGCCAAAGCGGCUGGUUGUUCAGUGCUCGAAGCAACGGGCUUCGACGCAGCGUGUGCGUCGGAUUCGAGAGAGCGCCUGCCACCCCUCGGCGAAGUUGCGUGCGUGAUUGGGGCGACCGAUCAUCUGUCUGGCAGCCCAUCGAGUGCCGCCGGACCUCCGCCUGGCCUUUUCCUUCUUUUGGUUGUGUUGUAGCGUGUAAGCGGCGGCCGCCGCUCUAAAUGAUGAAGGGCGAGUCCCGGAAGGUUGCCGCGCCUCCGCCGCUGUCACCGGCCGUGGGAAACAUCGUCGCUCUGGACGCGCGCUCGACUCAGGGUCGACGCCUUCGCAUCUGCCGCUGCUGCUGCUACUCCGUGCGGCUGCUUCCAGUGUUCGAGGCCUGAGCUGCAAUCGACGACCCGCCAUGUCUUCGUGGCGGAAGAAAAUGCGCGUCAAGUGGAACCGCAACUUGGACGGUGGUCCGUCGCCGAGCAACGCUGUCGGCGACGAGGAAUCGCCGCUAGGCCUCUUCGAGCGCCGGGGAUCCCUGCGCAAGCCGUCGCCCCCGGCCGCCGCCAAAGAAGAGACCUUCAAGAGGAGCUGGUCGUUCCGCAUCGGAAGCGGCAGUAGCGGCGGCGGAUCCAAAACCAAGGAUGUGGCGCCCGGCGGGAACGACAAGAGCGCGUUCCUGCGCAUGUUCCGUUUCGGCAAGGACAAGAAAAAAGCCGGCCACCAAGAACCUGGCAGGAGGCGCAUGUCGGACGCCGCGGUGACAGAGGCGACGCGCAAGGACGAACUGUCCCAGUGGUCCUCUGUGCCCCUGGACGUCAGUGAAUCGCCCGAGGCGAAACGUCGCCAGGAGGCCGCGCUGGUCAUGCGGGCGCACACGUUGCCACGCUCUCUGGAGGCUGCCCCCGGCGGCAGCGAGUGUCCAGACGACGACGGCGACGCCAACGCGGUUUGGGGCCUCAUCUACUGCGACCCCAAGGCAGAGAUGAACGGCGACUUCAGACUGCCGCGCGCCAUUUCCACGAGGAACCACGAGUCACGAAGCGGCAAGGUCUUCUCCGACGCGGUGCUUCCCCACUUUCUGACUCCCGGUCACGAUCUCGGUGGCGGUGAGCCCGAGCAGGAGGACAAGAUGCGAGCACUGAAGAAGCUGCUGUUGAACGGAACGUGCCUUGCGGCGGCGGAUGUGCCGAGCGAAGACGCCGACAGCAGCCACUCCGUCGCCAACGGUGCCGUCGUCUUCGAGAGCCCGGAGUCCGCGUCCGCCGACUGUGGCCCGCCUUCGGCCGACAGCGUUCAGGGUGAUUUUGGUGCGACUAGUGGCGCUGAAAGCAACACCGAAAGCAAGUUUUCUGUGGCCCACUCAGAAACUGAACGCGACGACGUGCCUAACUUAGCUAGCGAACAGUGCGAACACGAAAUCUCGCUAUGUGAACAAAACGGUGAACCUACGUCUAACGUCACCUUCGUUGUCGAAGUCAACGAAUGCUACCAGGACGACUGUGACCAGGCCGAACAGGUACCCUGCACCGAGAAUACUAGAGAUGACACGCAGCCACUCGCGGGUACUGAAGACAUGUCUCAAGCUUGCGUAGAAAGUCACGAUGACGCCUCCGAGGUGUCGCGACCCGAGUCAAACAAAGGCGUGAACAAACAGGCCGCUAACGAAGACACCGAGGCGGCUGAUUCCAAACGAAGCUUCCAGAGACAAAGACACGACUCGGCGUCGACCGGUUCGAACUGCGAAGAGUGUCCCGCGCAGGACGAGUUCGAAUUCGUCGCCGCGGAGCCUGCGAGGUGCGAGCAGCAGCGGCGAAUCAGCCGCGAGACGGUCUCUCCCGUCUCUGACGUUUCCGACGACUUCCCGGCCGACGAGAAAGCCAGCUUCAUCUUUCUCAAGCCUGACAACGGCGGCGAGUCCCUUCUGUCGCCCUUGUCGACGCCCGAUGACGAACCGCCCGGGGUCCCCUUCGGCAGUCAGCGUGUCAUCGACGAAGACUGCGGCGUUCCGGUAGAUCAGUACGAAAACGUCUUCUGCAGCGACUCUGAUCUGGAGUCCGAGGACCUGAACGACCCCGAAGAAAGAGAAGUAAUAAUCGUAGACCACCUGCCUGUCCAGGAAACCCAGGACGCCCCGGACGUGUGCGUGAUCGGGAACGACAUGAUCCAGUCCGUGAACUACGAAACCUUCGUGCUGGAAAACGAGGUCACGCUCGGCACGUCUAGCGCCAGUUCCGCUCAGGAAGCGGCGCAGAGCGGCGGCAUCAGUGCCGCGCGGGCCGACUCGCCGCAGCUAGCUCCAUCCAGCGCAGCCCGCUCGACGCCGCGCGACGCUGUCGAGGAAGCUGACGGAGCGAGCAAGCUGGAGGCGUCCGAGGGAAGCUUUCGGGACAAGGUGCAGUACUUCAACGCCAUCAGCGCCGAGCACACCCCGCCAAAAUCGGCCGCAGAGGGCAAGCGUCCGCGCGCGUCUCGCAUCCCGACCGCAUCCCGUCUACCCCGGCCCUCGACUGCUGCUCGCCCGGCAAAGGAGUCCGGAAUACCCGUUCUCACGGCGGCGCCUGUACCAGCCAAGCGAUCCCGGUUCGGCGCGAAAGUCGGCCAUAUACCGCAGCCGAGCAGGAACAACGGUAGCGCGCUGCUGCAGAGGCAGGUCACGCCGCCGCUGACAAAAGUGACGGCCCCCGCUCCCACCAGAGAUUGUUCUGUCGGCCCUAAAGCGCCGCUGUUUUCCGGACUCGCGAAGAACGCCAAGCAUGCGCGGCACGCCGCAGCGGAGAGCGGCAGCUCUGCAGAGGAAGCCCCAAAAGCGCCCACGCAAGAAGCCCCGGGAAAGCUGAGGCGCUCGGGCACGUUCGUCCUCGACGAGCCGGAGCCGACGGACGCUGCGCGGUCGGCUUCCUUGCCGCGAGCCGAAGAGGACGUCGUCGUGCAAGACUCGUCGUCCGCCGCACCCAGGCCCAAACUCCAGCAGCAGCCUACUCCCGGAAAGAACGGCAGGGUGGCGUGCUUGACUUCGGAUAGCGCCCAGAAGCGGCGUGCACUGUCUCCCGUCGUUGUGCUCGCCGUCGAACCCGUCGUCACGGUGGUGCACGAUGCCGCCAUGAAGGUGGUGGCCGCCCCGUGUGCUUCCGCGGCCUGUGCGCCGCCCUCGGUGCAGGUGCCCGUGGUCGAUUCGACCGACCGCACCCUGCCUUCUGAUGGCGACGAGGAUGCCGUCUGUUCGUCUUGCAAUGUGAAGAAGGGCACAGCAGGAGCAGCGUCGCGAGUGAUUUCUCAGGGCCCUGGCACAGGUCGGCCCAGUAAAAUAGGAGAGGUGCGAAUCCAAGCCCAGUCCAAAGCUGAAUUCACCAAAGAGAUCCAGCGACUGGGUGCCCUCUGUGAGUCGAAAACCAAGGAGCUCACCAUGCUAAAGUUGCAGCUCAGGCAUGCCUCUGCUGGAUUUGCCUCUUUUGGUGUCAUCAUCCAGCACCUCAAUGCACAAGUAUUGCAGAAUAACUCCUUCCGUAUCCCAAAGCUGUCCGAAGAAUUGCGGAAAUCACAAGAAGAGAUUGAAAAGGCCCGCAUUGCAAUUGAGGAGUACAAAAACAACAUAGAAGAGUACAAGCGGAACCAAGAAAAGGAAAUCAAGGCACAAAAGGCAGAGCUUGAAGUAAUGCACACACAGAGGAUAGAAGAGUUGGAAGCAACCCACAAGAACGAACUGACGGGGUACUUAGAGUCUCAUGCACGAAAGAUCGAGGAAAUGAAAGCGUUUUACACAGAUAUAAUAGAGAGUGACCGCAAAAGCCACGAAGAAACAUUGGAUGCACUGAAACAGAGGCACCGGGAGAAGAUAGAUGCCAUCAACGAGGAAUAUUCUCUGCAACUGGACUCCAUCAAUGAGGACCACCAAGCACGCCAGAAAGAGCUUGAGCAGAGGUAUGAAACCCUCCAACAACAACACAAAGCAUUACAGCAACAGGCCAGGGAGUUCCAGGAGUCUGUGCUCUCAGACACAGACGCCAAGAUCCAGUGGCUUUCCAAGAAAAAUGCAGACCUGCAAAAGGAAGUGGAAAGCUUGAAUGUGGUUCUUGAGAUGCGCGCCAACCAGAUACAGAGCUUGCAGCAUGCCAAUAUAGAACGAGAACGAAAGGAGGAGGAGUUAGACCGGUGCAAGGCAAAGAUGCAGAAGAUGGAGGCGCGCAUUGAAGACCUUCAGGAGUUGCUGAAUGAGAAAGCCAAGGUGCAAAGCCAACUGUCCGUGGAAAAUGCCAAACUCAGGGAGACUUCGGAGAAGCAGAACCGCCAGCUCUCUCGGCUGGACAUGCACAACGAGGAGCUAAAAUACAAGUUGCGCGAGAGCGUCAGCUCUCCAAUGCGCGAUGGUGGGAACAAAGCAAGAGCACGUAGCACUGCUCACAAGAGGUACUCCGUGGCUGACCCAACGGCCAUGUCUCAGUCCUGGCAUGCGGCCGACCACCAGUCCUCUCCACGUGCCAGCAACGGCGGAGGCAGGCUGCUGGGUGGAGCACACGGGCCGCACCGUAGCAACCAGAGCUCUCAUUCCCUUCCACGCGGGUCCUCUGAAGGAUUCCAGCCCAGGAUGCGCCGCAGCAUGUCCGAGACGUCACCACCUCAAGAUGCCUGCGUGCAGCAGCUCUUCGCAUCUUUCGCAGCAGCAGAUGUCAGUGGUGACAGCAGCAUAGAUGACUCCUUAUCGACCUUUGAAAACACGCCCUGCUCUCAGGAUGACCUGCUACGGCUGACAUGGGUCAAAGAGGACGGCGACCUUCUUCAGCAAGAUUCUGAAAGCCCAAACACUCCUCGUGUGGAUUCCUCGUCUUGACAAGGCACAUCAGCUGCACGAGUUUCUUCUCCAAGAUGUGGCACAUCUGCUUUGCAACUGCCUAGAGCCAGGGGCUCGCAUGUGCCGCGCUUGCAUGUUGCCACAACCACCACUUCACGUGCCGUGCAAAACAGGUCUCCUCGCUCGUCGGCAGGCGAAGAGAUGGCCCCGGAUGAAGAUGCAGUGGAUCAUCGGGAAACAAGGCCGAAGUCAACUACGGGGCAGGCUAGGUGCGGACGUACUUAGGCACUACUUACAGGUCGCCGUGUGUCUCUGUCAGGGGCCCCCUUGUUCUCUGUGAAUCCCCCCCCCCGCUGGCUUGUGCAUCUCGCUUUUUUGUCAGCUCCAUCCACGACCGCCAUUGCCAUGGGCUGCUAGUCAAACUGAUGUCUGUUUUCUCCCCCCACUGUGCUAGUUAAUGAUUGUUUGUUGACUGUGUGGAUGUUCGCUUUUUGUGACUGCUGGCUCACUGAAUGUCAUCUUCUUUUGCUGCUUUUGUGCGUGUCACGAAGAAAAACAUUGUGGGACCAUUUCGUUGCCAUUGUGUGGCAAGUGGCGGCUAUCAAAUGUGCAUCUUGGGCGUCGGAGUGGCUUUCUGGUGUGCUCGUGGAGGGACAUUCUUUUCAAAGCUCUGUUCAUUUUUAUCUUUCUUAAUUAAACAAAGAAUAAGGAUAUAUGUGUGUUAUAUUUUUAUAUCCUUGUGAUAAUUGUUUCAUUGAUGUGUUGAAAGCUUUUUUCUUUGUUUAAUAAUAUUGAUUUAAAAGAAAGUGUACAUUGUGAAAAAUUGUCUACACAGAUCAACAUUCAUUAUCUGUUAGUAAUUGUGCUCUUAAUUUUCUUAGGUGGCUUAUUUUUAGUGUAGUUUUAGUUCCUCCCAUGGAAAUAAUGUUGCUGGUAUGUUGAGGCUGUGAUAGGUGGUGUUGAAUGCUUGGCGUAUACUUCAAAGAAGAAAGCACUGUUGCGAGCUGUGCUUUGCAAAGGUUAUUUACUGCAACGUUGCUUUGACAUUUAUUUUAAUCUAUUGAGUGAAUCUGGGCAACAUGGUCAGAGCUUAAGUGUAUAACUGCAAGUUUUGAAUAUAAAUAUUAAAUUGCCCUCCUCUAGCUCCAUUUUUUCCCCCUAGUUAAGUGCAGCUAUAUUUAUGAGAGCAUGCACUGUUCCAUUGUUUAGCACAUCAACAAAAUAAUAAAACUUGAGACCACA